AUGAGGUCUCUACCAGCGCUACUGGUAGCCAUUGGAGCUGUGCUUCAGGCUACCGCUGGCGUCUCUGCAGCUGCUGCGCUUGACGACUUCUCAUCCUCGAACAACACUUUUUCAUACCCAAAAUUCGAAUAUCCUACUCACUCCAUUGCUCGACGAGAUGGCACCCUCCCUGCAUUGCGGAUCAUGCCGCUGGGUGCCUCUAUUGUUGCUGGAAUAGGGUCUCAUCCACGAAAUGGCUUUCGAGGCCCUUUGCGGCAGGCACUCAGGCACAGUGGGCUUGAGGUGGACAUGGUUGGUUCCAAGCAUGAUGGAACCUUUACAGACAACGACCACGAAGGCACGCCUGGAGCAGUCAUCUCGGAAACUGUCGACCACUUUAAGAACUCACAACAACUCAAGCCCAACAUUGUCGUUCUGAACGUCGGAGCCAACGAUGCCCUUGACGACAUCGACGUCCCCGGCGCAAAGAAGCGCAUGCACACUUUACUCGACACUAUCUGGCAGGCUGAAGACAUGUCCAGCGCAUGCGUCAUUCUCUCGACUUUAAUCCCCAGUUCCCGAGACAGGGGCAAGAAGCACAAUCCAACCAUCAACACCUUUUACAGGGAGCUGAUUGAUGAGCUGAAAUCCGGCCAUUGUAUCUACCUCGCUGAGAUGGACUCUCCCACCGGUGAGGCGAAAGGAUGGAUCGGUGCCGAGGACAUGCAAUCAGACGGGGUCCAUCCGAACAACGAAGGGCAUCGCAAGAUGGCCUACAUCUUCUGGCAAUCCAUCAUCAAAGCUCACAACGACGGCAAGAUCAAGGCGCCCGUGGCGAUUGAUCAGAAAACCACAGUCACCGAAACAUCCAACAAGGAAUACGGCACUGGCGAAUAUGCCGGGUUGACGCAGCAGGGCUCGGGCUGGGACGAUGGGAUCUACCAGCACGAGGCACACUCCAAGGGCAUCAUCUGGAAGUACGAGUCGGAUUUUGAUCGAGAGCAAUUCUUCUUCGCCGGGCUGUAUGGUCAGAAUCGCGACGACCUUGUUGCCUGGUUCGAUAAAAAGGACGCGCCUCACGGGAAUAUGUUUGCUGUUUGGAGAAAUACAGGCAAGACAGAGGGCAGAUUUGAGAAAAUCGCGGAUCUCCAGCCGGAUCUCAAUUGUCAGCCCAGGGGGAUUUUCUUCGUUGAUAUGAACUCCGACGGACUCGACGAUCUCGUCUGUAUCGCUGAAAAUGGCGACGCAUACCUCUCGAUUAACCAGGGCGAUGGCACUGAUGGCAAACCUCCAACUUUCAAACGAGUCAGUGAGACUGGCUUGAUCAAAAGAAACGAAGGGUUCGCGCGAUGGCGCAUCCGAAUUGCCGACAUUGACGGCGACGGCCGCGGCGAUUACCUGGCCAUCGACAACGAGGGCAACAUCCACGCCUGGCGUAAUGGAUGGGUCGACGAUAUCCCAAAAUACUGGCAGCCCCUGGGGAUGCGGUUUACCGGCAAGCACAAGGGCAACAUUACCGGGGUGCGCAUGGUCGAUAUAAAUGGAGACGGGAGAGCAGACUGGCUCUGGGUCAGCGACAAGGGUGAGGUGGAGACGUGGACGAAUUCGAGAACGUGCCAAAGCGGUAGCAUUGGCGAUGGGCUCAAGGUAGAUUGGCGGCAGGGGUUUGCCAAGGGUCUGUCCUCGGGGUACACGCAUUCGGGCGUCGAGUGGCUGCACCCGAAUGGGGAUAUGCGUACUCGUAUCCUCUUUGGUCGCGUCUAUGGUGAACCGCAGGAUUUCGGACUGCUCGGCCGAAAGGAUUACGUCUACCUGGAACAUUGGCUUCAAGACGACAAGCACCUCUUCCACAUGAGGGCAUGGAAGAACCAGGGAUCCGGCGGCACAAAGGUCAAAGCGGAUGGCGUCAAGUACUGCAACAUGAUGGGUCAUGAAGAUGGUCGCGAGGACUAUGUCUGGACCUUUUCAAACGGGAAAAUGGUCAUGUACCCAAAUGCAGGGAUAUACAAGCUCAAGGAGGAUGAGUCCUACUGGGGGGCCCAGGUGACCAUCUUCGACCCGGCACAGACGGCUGGCCAGCAUCUUGACCGUCGCGAUGUGCAUCUCAUGGACUGGGAUGGCGACGGGGACUGCGAUAUCGUCUGGACGGAUCCCGACAAUGACAACCGGCCCUCAGUGUGGCUCAACCACUAUCGCAAGACCAAGGACUGGUCCAUGCCCGGGACAUGGGAGUUGUUCCGCAAUGCCGAUUCAUCUGCGUCCGGCGUGUCGUGCAAGGAGCACCGUGGCUUCGACCUCCAUGACCAGGCGGUCCAGUUCGCUGAUAUCGAUGGUAACGGACGAGAUGACUACCUGUGUAUCAGACGAGAUGGCCAUAUUACCGGCUUCAUCCACAAGGACGACAACAACUGGGAGAGAGUCGGCCAGAUCAAGUACUCCCAGGAAAAGGACCGUGCCAAUCUCCGCUUCGCAGAUGUCAACGGAGACGGAUUGGAUGACAUGAUCUGGGUCGACAAAUUCAACGGAGAUGGCUACGUUUGGUACAACAGGGGCCUUGGAGACCGAUCAAAGCUUCAAGGCUCGUACAUCCACUGGGAUCGUCAGGAGAAGCCCGUCUACCAAAGUGAUCGUGCCGGCACCUGCGUUUACUUUCCCGAUCUGGACGGCAACGGGCGUGCUGAUAUGCACGUCAUCAGAGACGUUUACGGCAACCAGGCUGCGACUUGGUACAAUCCCUCGUGUGCUGUGGUCAACCACCAGGGAGACGAAGGAAGCUGCUGUGACGACCCUAAGCUGCCUGUGGCGCCCGGUUCAGACACACUUGAUGUGAUUGGUGAUAUUCGUGAUGAUCAGACUGACGAGACAGCCGGCUUCAGCAGGGUCUACAUCGAUUCCAGCUUCUGGCCCCCAGACUAUGGCGGCAGGGGGAACCGCGACGGGACACAGAUCACGGUAGCUUGCGAGCCCCCAUGCAUCUAUGCCUUGCCACCAAUGACAUUUGGCGCUCCGACGACCAUCAGCUUCGAACCGAGUACGACGAUCAUCGAGGUUGGCUGCUCCGUUUCCAUGGGCGCUGGGGCAACCUUUGUCUCGAUUUCUGUCACUACUGUCCUCAUCAUCCCCACAACCACUGCUACGUUGGUUCCUGUGUCCAACGUGGCGAUUGCUGAAAAGAUCGAUACAACGACCAUCUAUCCCCAAAUCAGCUUCCAGGCCGACCCCAUCGUCAUCACCGAUGACGCGCCUGCCUUGGCCAGCGCGGGAAUUUCAUGUCUGCCGACUACGACCACCGAGACACGAACUAUCACCCCGAAGCCCUGGCCUUGGAAUAGCUACCCUACUGCAACGCCCACGGUGGAUCCGUGGCUUGAAUUUAUCACAAUCACUCACGUUUCCGGUGCUCCAAGUCCAACCGCCACCACCGGGAUCGGCCAGUUGUGUACCAAAAACUGUGGCUGGCCCUGCUUGGACUGCAACUACGAUCUUGUUGCGGACUGCAUGGAUGGAACUAACAAGCCGUGUGGAGAAACAGGCAUCGACUGCGCGGGACCGAACUGCGUCAAAGGCGGCGACUGCGAAGGCCAAUUCUGUACACGAGGGGGCGACUGCACCGGGCCCAAAUGUGGGAGCUCGGGCAACUGUAAAGGACCCUUGUGCCAGCGCGGCGGAAACUGUGUUGGAGGCGCGUGCAAGGAAAGCGGUAGUUGCGAGGGCCCUCUGUGCCGACAGGGAGGUUACUGUGGCCCACUGGGCAAGGAUUGCCUCAAAGGUGCCUGCAUUGGACCGUCGUGUCUUCCAUUCGGCGGCAUUGAGGUUCCAGACAUGGACCCAGCCUUUCCCGAUCCGCAGGAUCCCAAAUCGUCCAGGGCAACAACCCCGGGCCCAAUGACCACCCGGACCAGUCUUGAUGACGCUGCGUGCCCUACACCAACUCCAUAUAGUGACUGCACGACGACCUGCAUCGCUGGCGCUACGGGCAGCGGCUGCGCUCGAACCUCUGUUGCUUGCAAUACGAAGACGGGCUGUGGAACUCCCACGGCAAUUACGACGACGAUUACGCCUGUUGCUUUGGGGCUGCAGUAG
Molecule: messenger RNA, 4062 nt
Organism: Aspergillus calidoustus
Lineage: Eukaryota; Fungi; Ascomycota; Eurotiomycetes; Eurotiales; Aspergillaceae
Source: the annotation of a GenBank genome assembly